Messenger RNA from Aspergillus glaucus CBS 516.65, 1875 nucleotides. RefSeq names its product putative GPI anchored cell wall protein. The transcript is spliced from 2 exons. The record is from RefSeq and is a predicted model, not a curated record. NCBI's taxonomy places the organism in Eukaryota, Fungi, Ascomycota, Eurotiomycetes, Eurotiales, Aspergillaceae. Bases 1 to 1875 code for a protein of 624 amino acids.
AUGAAGAACUUCGUUACCGUCGCGGCUUUCGCUGCCGGUGCCAAUGCCCUCGUUGGCAGGAGCAACAGCUGCUGCUUCAGCCUGAACGCUUCUGGCGGUGCUUCUGGUACCCUUGGUCAGCUUUCUGACGGUCAGAACCGUAUUGGUGAUGACAGCCUGGGCCCUGCUCAGUACUGCAUCGACUCCAACGGUGCCAUCACUGAUGGUAACGGCCGUGGCUGCAUCCUGACUCCUCCUACCACUCAGCUUCAGUGUGACGAGGGUGCCACCCCUACUCCCGGCUUCUCCAUUAACUCUGCGGGCCAGCUCGAAUACCAGGGCAACACCAAAUUCGUCGCUUGUGAGACUGGUCAGAACGGUGGUCUGAACGUCUACACUGAGGAGAGCGACGCUGUCACCCAGUGCCAGGACGUCACCCUUGCUGCGGACUCCUGCUCGGGAUCUGGCUCGGGCUCUGGCUCCAGCUCUUCGGCCUCUCCCUCUUCGCCUGCUCCCAAACCUACCAGCUCGGUUCCGGUUGUCUCUGCCUCGACUCCCGCUGGUUCUUCGCCUUCUGGUUCUUCGCCUAGCGGCGAGGCCCCUGCCCCCAGUGGCUCGGAUUCUGCCCCCAGCGGCUCGGCUUCUGCCCCCAGUGGCUCGGCUUCUGCCCCCAGCGAGUCUGCCUCUGCUUCUGGCAGCAGCUCCCAGGUCAUUGUUCCCGUCUCCUCGGCUCCUGGCUCUUCCAAGCCCAAGACCACUGUCUGGGCCACUGUAACUUCCUACGACUGCAGCACCACUCCCGGUGUUCCCGUUGAGACUCCUUCUGGCCCUCAAUCUCAGACCGUUUCUGGUACCCCUGGUGUCCCCGGUGGAUCUCAGCCCUCUGGCACUCCUGGUGUUCCUGGCGGUUCUCAGCCCUCUGGCACUACUCCCGUUGUCCCUGGUGGAUCUCAGCCUUCUGAGUCCGCUCAGCCCUCUGGCCCCGCUGGUACUACUCCCGGUGUUCCUGGCGGCUCUCAGCCCUCUGGUACUACUCCCGGUGUUCCUGGUGGCUCUCAGCCUUCUGAGUCUGCCCAGCCCUCUGGCCCCGCUGGUACUACUCCCGGUGUUCCUGGCGGCUCUCAGCCUUCUGAGUCUGCCCAGCCCUCUGGCCCCGCUGGUACUACCCCUGGUGUUCCUGGCGGCUCCCAGCCCUCUGGUACCGCUAGUGUCCCCGGUGGAUCUCAGCCCUCUGGCACUGCUAGUGUUCCUGGCGGCUCCCAGCCCUCUGGCACCGCUAGUGUCCCCGGUGGAUCUCAGCCCUCUGGCACUGCUAGUGUUCCUGGCGGUUCUCAGCCCUCUGGUACUGCCUCCAGCUCUCAGCCCUCGGGAACCUCCACUGGAUCUCAGCCUUCCGGAAGUGCCUCUGGCAGCUGCCCUACUAACCUCGACGGCGAAUACACCGCUCCUCACCUGAUCAUCCCCGUUGACUCUUCGUCGCCCGACAACGCCCCCGGCACCUCCUACAACGGCACCAUCUCGUCGGACAAGACCACUCUGUACAACUUCGACGUCCCCCAGUCUUACGCCGACAAGACCUGCAGCCUUGUCUUCCUCUUCCCCAAGCAGGAGGACCUCGAGACCUCUGCCUUCACCUUCAGCGGUGACGGCAAGAUCGACUUCGCUUCUCUCGAGUCGGCUGUGACCACCGACACCAGCUACAGCAACAUGCCCAGCGUCAAGGAGGACUACGGUGUCACCACUGUCGCUCCCGACAACUCCUACGUCAUCUCGACCUUCUCGUGCCCCGCUGGUGAGGCCGUCAGCUACGAGAUGAAGAACUCUGGCAGCACCUACCUCGACUUCUUCGAGGACUACAACCCCUCUCCUCUCGGUCUCUACAUCACCACCUGCUAA